This is a messenger RNA of Hyaloscypha bicolor E, 2624 nucleotides long. Its product is annotated as acyltransferase-domain-containing protein. Gene Ontology annotation, cellular component: mitochondrial membrane. The record is from RefSeq and is a predicted model, not a curated record. The transcript is spliced from 5 exons. Lineage: Eukaryota; Fungi; Ascomycota; Leotiomycetes; Helotiales; Hyaloscyphaceae. The coding region runs from base 99 to 2552 and encodes 817 amino acids.
CGAAAACAGCCCAUCUUCCCGACUGCGGCCAUGAUUUUGUUAUGAGGCUUAUUUGUCCGUCUGUUCGUGCUACACAACACAAUUGAAAAUCUGCAGACAUGGCUGAUCCGCGGGACUCGUCGCCGCGUACCUCGGCGCCGGAUUUAGAGAUCCUGGGGGAUCAGGUUACGCUUCACCCGAGUGGAUAUGUUGAGCCUCCGGCAAGGACGCAGGAUGGCGACAAGGAGAGGAACCUGGUGGAGCAUAUGGCGAGGUUCAGGUCGAGUCCUUUGGAGUUUCUGAGAGAGGUAUCACUCCACGUCUCUGGCACAGGAUGGCGGGCCUACGACCAUUUUAUCGGACAACCGAUCUUCUAUUCUGGAUUCUCGGAGAAUAUGACGGCGGCGGUGCUCUCUACACCUAUCCUGCAGAAACGAAUCACUGAAUUGGCGGAGAAGAGGAUUGCUGUGGAGGAGAAGGAUGGACUGUUGAAUAAGGAUGAUCCUUCGUAUGCUGCUAAGCGGUACCAGAGGAAGACGGUUAUUGAGCAGAGUCUUAAUGAGUUGUGUGAAAAGUUGACGGGGGAUAUGAUUUGCAAGAUGGAGAGCAAGCCGUUUAUCCGGAGUGCGUACUAUUUAUGUACGCAGCUCUUGACCAGGGCAUAUCACCAAGGCAUUCAUGUGUCCAGUGAAGAAGUUCUGCGACUACGAACGGUGGCGGAGAAGGCAGAGAAGAACAAGCAAAGCAUAAUCUUCUUGCCUUGCCAUCGUUCACACGUAGACUACGUUUCGUUGCAAAUAAUCUGCUAUAGGCUAGGUCUAGCGCUGCCUACGGUCGUGGCAGGAGAUAAUCUUAAUUUCCCGGUCGUAGGAAGCUUCUUACAGCACGCUGGCGCUAUGUGGAUUCGUCGCAGCUUCGGUGAUGACAUUCUUUAUACCACGCUUGUACAAUCCUACAUCGACACACUCUUGCAGGGUGGCUUCAAUUUCGAGUGUUUCAUUGAAGGAGGACGAUCGAGAACAGGGAAACUCCUCCCUCCAAAAUUCGGAAUCCUAAGCUUCAUUCUGGACAGCAUACUGUCUGGAAGAGUCGAAGACACAAUCAUCUGCCCUGUCAGCACCCAAUAUGACAAAGUCAUUGAGACGGAAGGCUACGUUGGCGAAUUGCUCGGGGUCCCGAAAAAGAAAGAGAAUUUGGCCGACUUCUUGUCUGCAUCCUCGGUUCUGUCUUUGAAACUUGGCCGAGUGGAUGUGAGAUUCCAUGAACCUUGGAGUUUGCGGCAAUUCAUUCAAGACCAACAAGCUAGAACAGGAAUACCGAAGAGUAUCGACAUGAAGAGUGUUAAUGAUCCAGCUACGAGGCAAAAGUUGCUGCGCACUCUUGGGUACAAAAUGCUCUCUGAUAUCAAUGCGGUAUCCGUCGUUAUGCCCACUGCUCUGAUUGGAACUGUUCUUUUGACUUUGAGAGGCAGAGGUGUCGGAAAAGCGGAGCUGGUACGGCGAGUUGAAUGGCUGAGCGAUCGUGUCAGAUCAAAAGGUGGCCGAGUUGCUCAUUUUGGAAAUGCACCGACUUCAGUAGUCAUCGAACGUGGCCUCGAUGUUCUCGGCAAAGAUCUUGUCGGACUCGUCGAAGGUCUACCAGAGCCUACCUAUUAUGCAGUUGACCGGUUUCAGCUGUCAUUCUACCGCAAUAUGACGAUACAUCUGUUUAUUUCGGAGGCGUUGGUCAGUGCAAGCAUGUACCUGAGGGUCAAGCGCGGAGGUGGGCCUGACAACCAAAGAAUCUCAUAUGAGGAGCUCCGCGAACAAGUUCUAUUUCUAUCUCAACUGUUCCGAGGGGAAUUUAUAUAUCCAACCGAAGGGCUCGCGGCCAAUCUGGACAAUACUCUUAAAGGUCUCGAGGCAGACAAGGUCAUCGAGUUGACUCGAGACAACGAAGGCAAGGUCACAGGAGUAGGACUCGCGGAGGAAGAACGAGUUGCAGGUCGCGAGAAUUAUGACUUCUACUGCUUCCUGAUAUGGCCAUUCAUUGAAGCCAGUUGGCUUGGUGCAGUAUCACUGAUGGGAUUUUCACCACCAUUAGCUUAUAAGGGAGACGGGUGGCUGGACUCCGCGAAGUGUCAAAGCAGUUCCCAGUUGCUCGGCAAAACUCUGUACCAUCAGGGCGAUUUAUCGUAUUUCGAAGCAGUCAACAAAGAAACACUUAAGAAUGCAUGGGCAAGAUUUGAAGACGAGGGGAUCGUUGUGGUGGCCAAGAGCAGAAACGCAAAGAUCCUACCUCGAGCUAAAUUAGCACCGGAUUGGACGCCUCAGCGCAACCCGCAAAGUGGAGCCAUCGUGCCCGAGGGUAAAUUAUGGGAUUUCAUUGAGAGGAUAGCACAAUCUCGGAGAGAAGGAAAGAAUAGAAGAGAUGGCGCUACAGUCUCAACUAGAGUUUUACGGCAUACCGAGACAAUUGCGCAGAAUCUUUUCAUGAAUACAACGGGGGAGACAAAUAUGUCUGAAGAGGACAAGCUUCUGUUGAAAAAGAAGCAGAAAAGGAGACAAGCGUUGAAAGCAAGGGCGCAUUUGUGAAUAUGUAUUAUACCAGAGCAUUUGUACACGGAUUUGUGAGAUAAGAGAGAGCAAUCUGUACCACAUCAUGAA